AUGUUUGGAAGCCGUACAGAUAAAUUACAAGACUCACUAAUACAACUCAGAAUAGCAUCGAAGAAAGUGACGCGCCUAUCUGAAAAGGCAGCAAGAGAAUCUGAGGUGCAGAAGCAGAAACUCAAAAAGGCUUUAGCAUCUGAUAAUAUUGAGUGUGGCCGAAUAUACGCUGAAAACGCCAUAAGGAAAAAGAAAGAGUCCAUCAACUACCUCCGAAUGGCUUCUCGCUUUGACGCUGUUCAGUCACGAGUACAGAGUGCUCUCACAAUGAAACAGGUGGUGUCAAAUAUUGGUGUCGUUUCACAUGAACUUGAAAAAGCAAUGGCUACCAUGGAUUUAGAGAAACUCGAAAAGGUUAUGAGUAAAUUUGAGUCUCAGUUUGAGGAUCUUGAUAUUCGUUCUUCAACUAUGGAACAUUCUAUGAGGAAUGCCUUCACUCUUUCAGCUCCUGAACAAGAGAUUAAUGCUUUAAUAAAGCAGGUGGCAGAAGAAAACAGUCUUGAGGUUUCACACGCUAUUGCAGAUGCUCCUGUUGUUAUCGGUACAUUGUCUGUUAAUUCAGAGUCAUCCAGGGAUGCUGAAGAUGAUGCGCUUACAAGAAGGAAGUAUGGUGUUACCUUGGGUAUAUGAGGCGUUCUCUUCUUAAUCGUUGGAGUACAGCAGUAUUUCUACCGAAGCUAACCUUUCUUUAUCCAACCUGUGACCUAUGUAUUUCACUUAUUCUAAGCAUCACCAGAUUGCAUUUUUUAAUUUCCUCAACAAUUUGAAUGGAUCUCCUGGUCUCUCACAUUGUGCGAACAUCCCAUGUACCUAUGUCAAUGGUUACUCUGGCUGUCAGAAGGGGCAUCGACCUCGUAGCUUCUGAAGAGACUUGACUCUCAUCAUGAGGUCAGUCAGCAACAACGUAGAACUUCGUACGUACAUACUUCAGUUCCAGUUGCCAUACUUACAUUAGCACAGAUGCAAUUGACGAAUCAAAUCCCAUAGUGGUAGAAGUAGUAAUCGGAAUGAGAAUGGAGAUAAUGAACAACCCUGACGAACACCACUUGAAGCAGUCGAUUUCAUCGUCAAUUCGUCAUAGGCUCACACUCGACCAGUAAUUUCCGAGUAGAGGGCCUGCACAAGAGGUAACAAUACAUGGUCAUUGCUCUUGUUCAUCAAUUUUCUCUCUUCAUCUCUAAUCGUAAUCAUAGAUAUGUAUAUUUGUGUAUUAUUGUCAUAUUUCAAUCCUAUUUAAUGUGAAUAUUUUUUCCCAUAUCUUAAUAAAAACGAUGAUCAAGAAUUUUCUUAUUUCAUAAUUUAACAGUUCACAUGAAUCUAAUCAUGUUUAUACAUAUCAUUACUAACUGGGUUGUCUUUUCUUAAAUUUUGUGAAUCGACAUCAGCACGUGGUUAGUUUUUGGUUUUCUACCUCUUACAUGCAGUGCUAAUACACAAAAAUAUUUUUAUGUUUAUCGUGUUUUGUUUGCAUUUAAAUUUGGAACGUUCUUUACUCACACAUCAUUAUUAAAUGCUUCAUUUACCAUUGCAGAUCCUUUUGGCUGUUAUUUUCUAACUGAUAUCAUCACUUGUCUACCAGCAACUGAAACCACCAUGGAGAUAAAAGAGAUGUUAGGUGUAUGAAGGAUUUGAUUGUGACCAAUUUGGUCUCGCGUGCUGUUACGGGUAUGAGGGCG
This is a messenger RNA of Schistosoma turkestanicum, 1676 nucleotides long. NCBI's taxonomy places the organism in Eukaryota, Metazoa, Platyhelminthes, Trematoda, Strigeidida, Schistosomatidae. The record is from the annotation of a GenBank genome assembly.